UCUCAGUUAUAUAAAGCAGGGAAACUUUAGUAAGAAUAGUUGCCAUCUCUAAAAUCAAUCUCGCUCUUCUCUUCUCUUUUCUUCAACCUCAAUCACUUAACAAAACCCUCAGUAGAAACCUUCCACUAAAGCAGCUCACAUGCAAACAUUCUCGUUUAAGAGGCGACCCAACCAUUCACAUUUCCCAUUAACUCUCUUCUUUUUCUUUCUAUCUUUAGCUCUGUUCAUCUCUGCUGUGAGCUCUCGUGUCCUAAGUCCCGUACCUCUGAAUAACUCGAUCUUGAUCUCUGAUGGUGUCCAUGGCGCCUUGGAUUACAAGUAUCUCACUCUCGAUCCUCCAGAGAACGUCAAAAAAGCAGCUUGCAUUCAUGUCUACGGGUUCCUUCCAUGUGCAGACAAUAUUGGAGGGUAUAUCUUCCAAGUUUUCUCCUUUGGCUGUCUUUUGAUCAUUGGUGACUAUUUCUUGUCUGAAGGAAGAUCAAAACUCUUUCUAAUAUUCGAGGUCGGGUUCUAUGGCGGUAUCAUCUUCCCUCUCCUUACAAUGUUCCCAAGAAUUGCCCUUAUGAUAUCGCCUGGACUAGUAGCGACCCACGAGGGUGCUCUAAUGAUUGUGGGAAACAACGUUGGAGUUACUAUGGGACACACAAUUUUUGCUCUGACAAUGCAAUGGGGAGCUUGUGUUGUCUUUGGUUUGACCGGUCCUAAUUCAGAUCCAUCAAUCCGAAGAGGAUCCAUCAAAAGAACAGCCUCUGAUACAAAGAAUCCAAGAAGGGGAUUUUACAGGAUGAAGAUACUAAAAAGUGUUGUUGAAGCAAGCGUAGAUGCAGAUCCUAAGAACAAGAAAGCUGCAGGGAUUAUGCUCUUGACUCUAGUUCCAUUUCUCUUAGUGACAUUGCCUGAUUUAUUGGAUGCACAAUCUUGGAGUGAUAUCAUUAUGUUGAUCACACUCAUAAUCUCUUGUUCUUCAACCUUUAUCUACUUUGUUUACUCGUAUUUUGAUACGGCAGACCAAAAGAAGAGCUUAGAUCACGCCAAGUUUGAGCUCAUGUCAGAAGUUCAUAAGCAUUUGCAGAGUUUUUCGCCUCGAACCCUUAUUAGAGACGGACAACUAAGUAAAGAAAGCUUGAAAAGUUUGUUCGAUAAAAUCGAUAGGAACAAAGAUGGGAAGAUUCAAAUCUCGGAGCUUAAAGACUUAACAGUAGAGUUUGGAGUUUUUGGAAGGAUGAAAUGUGACAUCAAUGAGUUUGCAAGCACUUUACUUGCGGAGUUCGACAAAGACAAAAAUGGCGAACUAGACGAGAACGAAUUCGAAGAAGGGAUAAUGAAACUACUGAAUCAGUACAAAUUUGAUAACCAAGAAUCUCCAAGACAUAACAACACAUACAUUUACAGAACACCAUCCGAUUCUGUGCAUGUUAAGAACCUGUCGAAUGGCAAGGAAGCUGGAGUUUUAAAGCUAGAAAUGCCAAAGCAAACUCUCGUUGCUAAAUUCCUCUCCAUGAGAACCUUAAGAGCUGUGACUAAAGUUAUCGGUGGGAUGCUAAUCGUCGUCUUUCUUGCUAAACCAUUUAUGGUAAACAUCGGGCUCUUAUCGGUUUCAGCUGGAGUUCCUUCUUUCUACUCAGUAUUUGCAGUGAUCCCUUUGGUAAGAAACUUGAAGAACACUUUAUCUGCACACUUCUGUCGAAAGAAAGACAAAGCAAGAAUCGCAUCUGAAAUGUUCUCUGAGAUUUACAGAGAUGUUACAAUGAACAAUCUGAUGGGAAUGUCGAUAACAUUGGCGAUUGUAUACUCGAGAGGAUUGAAAUGGGAAUACUCAAUAGAAUCUCUUCUUGUUGUGGUAGUUGGCAUUGCAAUUGGCUUACCGGCUUACGUGAGAUCGACUUAUCCGUUCUGGAUCUGUGUAAUGGCCUUUGCUAUGUAUAUCUUCUCUCUUGUCCUUAUCUAUAUUCAUUUUCAUCUUCGAGGUCAGAGCUAAAGCUUUCACUUUUUAGCUCUGAUCAGACUGAGAAUAAAUCAAUUUCAAAAGACCAUGUUCUUUUGAUUAAACUC
This is a messenger RNA of Arabidopsis lyrata subsp. lyrata, 2052 nucleotides long. RefSeq names its product sodium/calcium exchanger NCL. Bases 140 to 1978 code for a protein of 612 amino acids. Gene Ontology annotation, molecular function: calcium ion binding; calcium:proton antiporter activity. Gene Ontology annotation, biological process: intracellular calcium ion homeostasis; calcium ion transmembrane transport. Lineage: Eukaryota; Viridiplantae; Streptophyta; Magnoliopsida; Brassicales; Brassicaceae. The record is from RefSeq and is a predicted model, not a curated record. The transcript is spliced from 7 exons. Gene Ontology annotation, cellular component: membrane.